AUGCCUGUGCCUAACAAAGCAUUAAAUCCUCUUUCCAAAAAAGUACAAAAAGUAUUAGAGUUAAAUUUAGACAAAGAUCAAGAUUUACAAGAUUCGUUAGAGGCGAUUAGUCAGUUUUACCAUGAAAACACAUUAGAUAAUAGACGGCAUUUGAGAAGCGAUAUUGAAAAUCAAAAUCUUUCACUGGGAUUCGAUUUUUUAAAAAUUCUUACUGACAUCAAAAAUGGAGUGGAAAAAUUUGAUGAAAACAUAAAUAAAAUGGUUGAAUGCUGCCAAAAUAUUGAAAAACAUAUCAAUACAACUAAAUCACAAACCAAGGAUAUUAUAAGUUAUUCUAAAUCAUUAAUAGAGGAAAAGGGAUUACUAAAUGAAAAAAGUGUAUUUAUUAAGAGCUUCAUGAACAAGUUCUUUUUGAAACCUGAAGAAAUACAGAAAUUUACCAAUGAUGAACCUAUAGACGAGGAUUUUCUAGAUAUGUUUGAGAGGAUAAAACAAAUCAAUAACAUUGAAAUGUCUAUGCUCAAUGAUAAAAGUAUUAACAAUCACCCAAAACAAUAUGGGCUUGACCAAGCAUUCAUUGAGAACAUUAUAAAAGAUAAUAAAUUGAAUAAACAAAAGGCUACAGAAAAAUUAUACAAGUGGACAUUAAGAGAAUGUCGUUUACUUUCAACCGAAAACGCCUUCGUAAAGCCGCUUCUGCACAAAUCUUUGCUGAUAUUCCGAAAUUCCUGCGAUCCCGAUGGUGAAAAUAGUAUGUACGAUCAAAUCGUGCAGACCUUCAUAGACGUUCGCAAAGCUAAUCUUUCCAAUUCGUUCACGAGGGCUCUCACUCAAGAAGGUCCCGGGGGUGUGCCUAAGCCCAUAGAACUCAGUUCUCACGACCCGCCUAGGUAUGUAGGAGAUAUGCUGGCUUGGUUGCAUCAAUUUCUCAUGGGGGAACGCGAGAUAAUAGAGACCUUAUUUUCGACCGUUUUGACCGACACUCCCCAAGGUGGCCGAAAAAGAAUUGAUGAUAAGGUAUCACUGAUCGAUAAAGAUUCGCCACUAACGACCAAUCAAUGCCUGCCAAAGGAUGAUGGCACGAGUCAGGAAGAAGAGAUCAAAUCCAUACUGACCAGCAUAGUGGAAGGUGUUUGCCGACCUUUGAAAAUGCGAAUCGAGCAAAUUUUGGUUUCCGAGAAUAGCCAAGUGACCCUCUUCCAAUUGCUGCACCUGCUACGCUAUUAUUUCGGCGAGGCGCUGCCACCGUAUCUCUCGCUUCAAAAACCCCGAAAUCUUUGCGCCGCCCUUCUCGAUUGUCAGCAACUUUGCAAGGAUAAGCUCCUGGCGACCCUCUCCGUUUGGAGCAAAAAAAUGGCCGGAAACGAUGAUCAAGAAAAACCUUCUAACGAUCUUUAUCCAACGCCGUCGCUGACCUACACGCUUUACGUUAUUACCGGUAUGUUCGGAGUCGCCAAAUCCUCUCUACUCUCGACACAAAAUCAAUCAUCCUACUUGAAAGAAUUUAAGCAGAUUAUGGACCAAUUUAAAGCUCCCAUCAUUCAAUGCAUACUCAAAACCUCGGCCUUACUGAGUGACCGUACGGAUAACGAGAAAGAAGUCAUUCAGAAUGUCUAUCAACUUAAUUGCUUCUAUUUAACGCGUCACGAAUUGGAUCCUACCUAUCCCCUCAACGUUGAAGCUGAAAAGGUAAUCGAUUCGGAUUCAGAGGAUUUUCCCAAUUUUCUUCGCCGAUUUUUGACUGACAUUGAGAUCGAACUUAGGGUUCCGGAAAAAUUAAACUUCUUAGCCACGUCGCAGGCCGAUUACGUCCUGUCCAAAACUGGUCUUAAACUGCUAGCUCAAAAAUUGUCGGAAGAAGGGUCUAGCCAGCACCUCCCAAAUUUUGUGCCGGAAAUACCGAACCUCGGGAAUUCGGCGGGAGCGCCGGACGUCGGAACGAACGAAGAGCACCGUACGCAGCGUGGAAAUGGAGCGUCGGAGACGGGAAAUUCGGGAUCCAGGAACUACGAAUUAUCUCAUUUUACCACCGCGAGCUUCUUGCUCUUCGACCAGUACUUGUCCGCGCCCGACCUGUUCGUUCUACCGGAGAUCGCGCUAUUGCACGACCUGAAUAUUAAGGAUGACAUUCUAACAAAAUCGCACGGUAUCAUAUCCCAAUCUUAUUCCCAGAUCUAUUCUUCCGUUACCGAUGAUCGCCAGGACAUUAUACAUUCCCUGAACGCUUCCAACCUCGUUCUCAAGACGCCUCAGCAAAUCGCGCAAUUAUUACUUUAAGAUUUAAAAUGUCAAUCAUUUAUAUAUGUAAAGGGGAUUAAUAAAAUGUGAUUUUAUAUAAAUUUAAUUUAUUUAUUGAUUGAA
This is a messenger RNA of Gordionus sp. m RMFG-2023, 2361 nucleotides long. Its product is annotated as conserved oligomeric Golgi complex subunit 6-like. The record is from RefSeq and is a predicted model, not a curated record. The coding region runs from base 1 to 2277 and encodes 758 amino acids. Gene Ontology annotation, cellular component: COG complex. The transcript is spliced from 14 exons. Gene Ontology annotation, biological process: intra-Golgi vesicle-mediated transport. Lineage: Eukaryota; Metazoa; Nematomorpha; Gordioida; Chordodea; Parachordodidae.